This is a messenger RNA of Aspergillus eucalypticola CBS 122712, 1905 nucleotides long. Its product is annotated as chaperonin-containing T-complex subunit CCT8. Gene Ontology annotation, cellular component: chaperonin-containing T-complex. NCBI's taxonomy places the organism in Eukaryota, Fungi, Ascomycota, Eurotiomycetes, Eurotiales, Aspergillaceae. Bases 72 to 1781 code for a protein of 569 amino acids. Gene Ontology annotation, molecular function: ATP binding; ATP hydrolysis activity; ATP-dependent protein folding chaperone. The transcript has 3 exons. The record is from RefSeq and is a predicted model, not a curated record. Gene Ontology annotation, biological process: protein folding.
GUCGUGGCAGUGUCCCCCAUCUUUACUUUUCUUAAUUCUUCCCGGAACUUCAGUGGAAGAAUUUUGUCAUCAUGUCGUUGUCUAUGCCUGGUCCCUCCCAGGCUGGUCUCUUCAAGCCUGGGUAUCAGAGUCAUGAUGCCGAAGACGGUGCGGUUAUCCGCAACAUCGAAGCCUGCCAGGCUAUCGCUCAGACCGUGCUCACGUCGCUGGGCCCGUACGGUCGUAACAAGAUCGUGAUUAACCACCUGCAGAAGAUGAUCCUCACUUCCGAUGCCGCUACAAUUCUGCGCGAGUUGGAUGUUGUGCACCCCGCUGCCAAGUUGCUCGUGAUGGCCAGUCAACAGCAGGAUGCGGAGAUGGGUGACGGUACCAACAUGGUCAUCAUCUUGGCGGGAGAGUUGCUGAAGAAGGCCGAGGAAUUGUUGCGGAUGGGUUUGAAGACAAGUGAUAUCACGCAGGGUUAUGAGAAGGCUCAGAACUUCGCUCUUCAGGUGCUGGAAGGCCUCGAGGUUGAUCGCCUGCAGGAUCUUCGUUCUCAGACCGAAUUGAGUAAGGCUCUCCGUACCGUUGUCGCCAGCAAGCAGUCCGGAACCGAAGACAUCCUGGCCUCCUUGGUUGCCGAGGCCGUCCUCGCCGUCUUGCCCAAGAAUCCCGUCAACUUUAACGUCGAUAACGUCCGCGUUGUGAAGAUCAUGGGUGGUAGCUUGGAACAGUCCCGUGUUGUCAAGGGUAUGGUCCUUGGUCGUGAGCCCGAUGGUGUGGUCAAGAAGGCACAGAAGGCCAAGGUCGGUGUCUUCAGCUGCCCCAUCGACAUCUCUCAGACCGAGACCAAGGGUACUGUGCUCCUGAAGAACGCGCAGGAGAUGUUGGACUUCUCGAAGGGUGAGGAGGAGCGUCUGGAGGCGGCCAUCAAGGAGCUGUAUGACUCUGGCCUUCGUGUCCUUGUUUGCGGUUCCACGAUCGGUGAUCUCGCUAUGCACUACCUGAACCGUUUCAACAUCCUUGUCAUCAAGAUUUUGUCCAAGUUCGAGCUGCGCCGUCUCUGCCGCGUGGUCGGUGCUACUCCUCUCGCUCGUCUGGGUGCUCCUAUGCCCGAUGAGAUGGGUUCUAUCGACAUCGUCGAGACCACUGAGAUCGGUGGAGACCGUGUCACCGUUUUCCGUCAAGAAGAUUCCAACGCUGUUACUCGCACAUCUACCAUCGUCCUGCGCGGUGCCACCCAGAACCACCUGGAUGACGUCGAGCGUGCCAUUGACGACGGUGUCAACGCCGUCAAGGCCAUCACUAAGGACCCCCGUCUGGUUCCUGGCGCCGGUGCUACCGAGAUUCAGCUUGUGGAGAAGAUCUCUGCAUUCGCCGAUCGCACUCCCGGCUUGCCCCAGCACGCUAUCCGCAAGUACGCUGAAGCUUUCGAGGUGAUCCCUCGUACUCUGGCGGAGUCCGCUGGCUUGGACGCUACUGAGGUUCUCUCUCGUCUCUACACUGCCCACCACCACACGAGCGCCAACGGCGAAUCGUCAGAGGAGUCGGAGGAAGAAGGCAGUUCCGAGGAGGAGCCUUACUGGACUACUGGUGUCGAUCUGGAGGUAGGACCUUCUUCGACUGGUACUCUUGACACUGUGGAUGAAGGUAUUCUGGACUUGCUGGCAUCGAAGAGCUGGGCCAUUAGACUCGCGAGUGAGUCCGCCCGGACAGUCCUCAGUGUCGACCAGAUCAUUGUUGCUCGGCAGGCGGGUGGACCCAAGCCCCCGGGCCCCAACCCCAACUGGGAUGAGGACUGAAUUUGAGGCGUUGGAGAGCGGUAUAUUCAAUGUGGUCUAAAACUCAAAAUGUGAUAUAGACACGAUAAUCAUGAACAUCAACUAACCCGGCAUGUCCGGGAGUGUAUAAUGCUUUGUGUGGUAG